CCGCCUCCGGUGGCUUUUUCUCAAGCGUUUCCAAAGUGGGAGACCGUUUAGUGUGCUUCUCUGGCUUUGGAUUGCUCAGAAGCCUGUGGAUUGAGUUGUGCAAAUACUGAUUUUAAUGUUCUCAGUCUGGAAUCGCUAUGAGUGAUUUCAGUGAAGAACUGAUAAGGCCCUCAUCAGAGGAUGAUAAGGUGGAAAAAUGUGUGCUUUCUGGUAAAGGAAUGUAUUUUCCUUGGCUCCGAAAGCUUGUGGAAACUGUAGAGACUGGAGGGAGAAAGGAGAAAGAUUUUGCCCAGACAACAAAUGCUUGCUUAAAUUUUAUCCAAGAAGCUCUGCAGAAGCAGCAGUGGCAGCGAGCUGCAGAAUACAUGCACAGUUAUUUACAGAUCUUGGAAGACUCUGACAGCUACAAAAGGCAGGCUGCUCCCGAGAUUAUUUGGAAACUUGGAAGUGAAAUUCUAUAUUACCACCCUAAAAGCAAUGUGGAGACUUUCAAUACCUUUGCAGACCGGAUGAAGAAUAUUGGUGUCAUGAAUUACUUAAAGAUCUCCUUACAACAUGCCUUGUACCUCUUGCACCAUGGAAUGCUUGAAGAUGCAAACAGAAGUCUCAGCCAAGCAGAGACAUGGAGAUAUGGUGAAAAGUCAUCUUCCCAGGAAAUAUUAAUUAACCUCGUUCAAGCCUACAAAGGGCUUUUGCAAUAUUACACUUGGUCUAAAAAGAAGAUGGAAUUGUCUAAACUUGAUGAGGAUGAUUAUGCUUACAACGCAGCAUCCCAGAAUAUGCUCAACCACAGUUGGAAGACAUCUAUAAAUCUCGGUCCGUUGAUUAAAAUUCCGGGUGUUUGGGACCCUUUUGUGAAGUGUUAUGUAGAGGUGUUGGAUUUCUAUGGGGAUCAUGAUGGAGCCCGAGAAGUGCUCACCAAUUAUGCCUAUGAUGAAAAGUUCCCAUCAAAUCCUAAUGCCCAUAUCUACUUAUACAACUUUCUAAAGAAAGAGAAGGCACCAAAAGAGAAACUAAUAAGUGUGCUUAAGAUCUUGUAUCAAAUUGUACCAUCUCAUAAACUGAUGUUAGAAUUUCAUAGAUUACUGAGAAAAUCAGACAAAGAAGAACACCACAAACUGGGGUUGGAGGUAUUAUUUGGAAUCUUAGAUUUUGCUGGAUGCACUAAAAAUAUAAUUGCUUGGAAAUAUUUGGCAAAAUAUCUCAGACAGACCUUAGUGGGAGAUCAUCUUGCCUGGGUUCAAGAAGAGUGGAACUCCAGGAAAAACUGGUGGCCACACUUUCACUUCAGCUUGUUUUGGGCAAAAAGUGAUUGGAAGGAGGAUAAAGCCUUAGCUUGUGAGAAAGCUCUGGUAGCUGGAAUAUUAUUAGGAAAAGGUUGUAGAUACUUUCGAUAUAUUUCAAAACAAGAUCAUCACGUCUUAACAAAAAAAAUUAAGCAGAUGAAGAAAGCAGUGAAGAAACUCAGUAUUGUAAAUCCAUGACACUGAUGUUGAAAUUUAUUUCGGAUUAGAAACUGCAGAACAGUAGCUCAGAAUUCUGGUGGUUGUUGAAUGUAUUUAUUUGUUAUUUUAAGAAGGUAGUUUGUAUGGUUACAAAAAUUUUUUUUCAUGUUUUCUAUGAAUUACACCUAGAGAAAGUCUCACU
This is a messenger RNA of Condylura cristata (star-nosed mole), 1647 nucleotides long. RefSeq names its product TATA box binding protein (TBP)-associated factor, RNA polymerase I, A, 48kDa (gene TAF1A). Gene Ontology annotation, biological process: transcription by RNA polymerase I. The transcript has 11 exons. The record is from RefSeq and is a predicted model, not a curated record. Gene Ontology annotation, cellular component: RNA polymerase I transcription regulator complex. Lineage: Eukaryota; Metazoa; Chordata; Mammalia; Eulipotyphla; Talpidae. Bases 138 to 1484 code for a protein of 448 amino acids.